This is a messenger RNA of Priapulus caudatus, 567 nucleotides long. RefSeq lists its product as uncharacterized. The transcript has a single exon. The record is from RefSeq and is a predicted model, not a curated record. The coding region runs from base 1 to 567 and encodes 188 amino acids. Lineage: Eukaryota; Metazoa; Priapulida; Priapulimorpha; Priapulimorphida; Priapulidae.
AUGGCCGAGCUACGACACGAAGAUCCUGCAUCCUUCUUUAACUUCCUGAGAGUACAACCAAAGAUGUUUGAUGAGCUCCUAGCAAGACUUGGUCCAAGAUGCACCAAACAAGACACCAUGUAUAGGAAGGCUAUGGAACCAGGGUUGAAGAUUGCAAUUACUAUGCGCCACCUAGCAACUGGUGACAAGUACGCCAGUAUGAAGUUUGACUUCAGAGUUCAUCAUAACACCAUGUCUGUCCUAGUACGAGAAGUCUGCCAGGCCAUCGUAGAUGAGUACAAGGAGGAAGUCAUCAGCUGUCCAAUCUCCCCUGAAGAAGGGCGUGCCGUUGCUGAAAUGUUUGCACGUAGAUGGAACGUCAUUCAUGCAUGUGGAGCCCUUGAUGGAAAACAUGUUGCCUGCAGAAAGCCAGCGAACAGUGGAAGCCUUUAUCACAACUAUAAACGCUUCUUUUCUAUUGUUCUGAUGGGCCUCGUUGACGCGGACUAUAAGUUCCUCUGGAUAGAUGUUGGAGGGCACGGACACAUGUCAGAUGCACAGAUCUUCAAUGAUUCAGAGCUGAAUUAG